AUGCCGUCAGUUCAGACUCUUUCACUUGCAGCUCUUGUCUGCGUUGCUGCGGCUCAGGAUGCAUCUUCUUCUUCUUCCUCUACUACUUCAGCACCGGCUUCAAUGGCGACUGGGGUUGUGAUGCUGCCAGCUGACGUCGAGAACUGUCACGCACAUGGUACCGAAUACUUCUGCUUCGCUGGGGAGCAAGAAUGGGAGAUUACAAGCGAGAAUGCUGCCGACUACAACGAGCAGGAUUUGACAAGCUGUACGGCUGGGACUGCAGAGGACGAGAUCUCGUGCGAGGCACCAAAUGGCUCCGACGUUACGCUUGUCCGCGAAGUCACUGGAGAAGAUCACGACGAAGACCACGCUGAGAGUACCCACGAUCAGAGUUCCGCAGUUGCCGUUCCGACCGAGCUGAAGAACUGCCAUGCUCACGAAGAUGGUAUCUACUGCUUCGCUGGCGAGGACGAAUGGGAGAUCACCAGCGAGAAUGCCGCCGAAUUCGAUGGCCAGAAUCUAUCUGACUGCGAGCCUGACGCCACAGGAAACUCGACAAUUUYUUGUAAUGCGGUUGACGGUACUGAAGUCACUCUCGCUGCUCAUGACCACAGUGAAGAGGAACACGGCAACGAUGCUGCAGCUGGAAGCAACAGUACGACUGAGACCCAGAACUCCACGACCAUGGAAGAGGAGAGUGGAGGUGAAGAGGGAGCCGGCAGUACUCUGCUGGCUUCGGUUGGAUUUUCCAUGGUCGGGCUUGUUCUUACUAUCUUCUUGUUGUAG
Messenger RNA from Ramularia collo-cygni, 768 nucleotides. RefSeq lists its product as uncharacterized. The transcript is spliced from 3 exons. The coding region runs from base 1 to 768 and encodes 255 amino acids. The record is from RefSeq and is a predicted model, not a curated record. Lineage: Eukaryota; Fungi; Ascomycota; Dothideomycetes; Mycosphaerellales; Mycosphaerellaceae.